UCCCUUUUAUGCUCUCCAGUUCGUCCAUCUUGUACUGGCACCUGGACGUUUCAUUCGGCUUAUAUCCGGCAACAGACCCUCUACAUAGUACCAAUUAUUGAAAGUAACACAGUCUAUACAGGAAGUCAUGAACAGAUUGGCGACUGGUUGAGAAAUUAAUCUGGAGAUUGUUGAAGAAUUGACUGUAAAUCUUAAGCCUGAAAUGAAAUUAAUGUAGUGGCUUGAGAUCGGUGGAUCCGACCAAUUAAUCAUGCGAAUUGAGGUUAUCAAGGCGGACACCAUUGAUGUGGCCAUCGAAAAAAUUCUCGUUGAACUUGGGGCAGAUACUACAAGCACCAGAGAGAAUGCCAUUUAUUUUGAUGGCUGGGAUGGGCUUGGGGCAUCAGCCGUUCUACAAGCUGUUGCCGAACGCCUCAGAAUAUCAAAUGACAUUUCGACGAGGCCCACAGGGCUGCAGUUUGAGAAAAUUAUCCAAAUCGACUGCUCAAAGUGGGAGAGCAGAAGAGCAAUGCAGAGGGAAAUCGCAGAGCAGCUGAAGCUUUCCAAUUGGGUGAUGGAGAUGUUUGACAAACAAGACGAGGAUGAUGAUUUUAACGGGUUAGACCAGAGUUCCCGCAGUGAGAUAGCACAAGUUGCCAGAGAGAUCUAUAAAACCACACAGAAUCACAAAUUCUUGGUGAUCUUACACAAUGGUAGCAAUGAGGAGAUUGAUAUAUUUAAAUUUGGUCUCUACAUAUAUGGAUAUGCCAAUAGCAAGAUGUUGUGGACUUUUCAAGGGAGGUUUCGUCUUGACCCCAAGAUGAUAGAGAAUAUGAAGAAGAGCACAUCAAGUGAUGUUAUUCUUUCAGCUUCAAGAGAUCAGCGAGAUCUGCAGGAGCUUUGGUCUUAUCUAGUUCGCCAUGAGGCUGCACAAGUUUCAUUCAAUAAGCAUGGCCACAUCAUUGAUCCUGCGAUUGCUGCUGAGUGUGUCUUGUAUAUGCUGAAACAAUGCUCCACCGGCUCUCACAUCGUUGACUACGACUGGGCUGUCCACACCAGUAACUAUUGGGUGUGCGAUGGAAUCAUCGCACUAACAGACAUUGACAAAGCAUGGCAAGUUAGCGAUGUUCUGCAGCGUGAGGUGCGUUUGUUGGGCAUUGACAACAGGCUUAAUGUCGGCGAGUCAACAAUAAUUCCUUCCUCUCACCUGGUGAGGUCUACGGAAUACAUGCCAUACUGGAUUUCAACGGCAACUUGUGGAUUUGUGCUGAGCCCCACUGGUAUUAUGCCCAAGAACAUGUUUCAGCACUCUCACCGGCUUGGAGUGCUCAAGCUCUCAAGGUGUACCUUCAGCUUCUCAUCGCCUCCAUUUCUCUGUUGCCACAGUCUGAGAUUCCUAUGGCUUGAGCACUGCCAAGACCUCCUUACAAGAACAAGCACCACCGAUCCUUACCAGUCAGAUUCAGACAAGGAGGAGUUGGACAACAACAUCACGAUGUCAUGGGAAUGUUUCCAAAACUUGUGGGUGCUUGACCUGCGCUACACAGACUGUGAUCAGAUCUUGUCUACACGGGUGAUGGAUCUCAUGACCCAGCUCAGGGAGUUAACCGUGAUGGGAGCCAAGAACUGGGACAUGAGCCAUUUACGGGGACGACUGCGUAACAUUCGCAAGCUCCGGGUAACAAAGUCCACAUGCUACUUCAACAAUGAUGUGUUCACAGAGAUGGAAAUCAUGGAGCUUCUUGAUUUCUCGGGUAAUACCAUCAGACAAGGCAUGACAAGGUUAUCUGGGCCUGCAAGCAACAGUAGCCUUGAGACUGUCAUGGUUGAUGGAUGCGAUGGGUUAAAAAUGAUCUCCUUUAGGGGCUGCAAAGAAUUGAAGAACAUGUUCUUGAAAGGAUUGUUGGGGAGUCUCGAGGAGCUGGAUCUCUCAGGCACAAAAGUAAAAACCGUCGAUCUUCGAGGAGUACAAUCCAAACACCUAAAGCGGAUCAUCCUGCUGGGUUGCAAGAAGCUCCGUGCAUGUGUACUAGGGAAAAUUUGGCCAGAGGUGUUGCGGAUCGACACCACCUCAACAUCAACAUCAACUGACAGAAGGGAAGCAUCACACGCACAUACAUAUGGUGAUCGAUCACUCCAGAAGCAGAAAGAAGAAAUGUUGAAGAAUGGAUGGCAGAUUUCUCUCACGGACGCAAGGUUCCUUAGGUGCUUUCCUGGUCUCAAAGGUUCUAUAGGCAAUUUACAUCUUGAUAUAUGUACUGCAGCCACUCUUGGUGGUAACAACGUCCAAGGAACAAGCAGUGAUAAACUGAUGCAAGUCCAACCGCAUACAAGUACCUUAAUGGGUUCCAUGUACAGAGAUGCCUUGAUAGAUGGCCCAGCUGAAGAAAUAAUGUUGUGGGAUUGCCCGAAGAUACCGAUAGACUGGCUAGGGAUGAGAUGUGUCAUAGAGGUGAUCAUGCAGGAGCGGGGAAAUGAACUUUUGGAGGAUGCUCCUGGUGGUUUGUUAUUUCCUGGCUUUAUAUUUAAUGGGGUUAAGUCACUGCACGUGUACGAUAACUCGUCCAUCACCAGUAUCCCUGAACCUUCUCAGGGAUCAAUAUGGAACUCGCUAACAUGGUGCAGGAUUGAGAGGUGCCUCAAGAUACGCACGGCCUUCACUGUUCACCAAGAAGGUGAUGAGAACAGGUUUAGAAUUCUACGGACAUUCUGGGCGUCCCAGCUCCUCUCUGCACGCUUUAUUUGGGACAAGCAAGUUGACUGUUACUUCACAUACCUGAAAUUCUUGCACCUGGACCACUGCCCAAGGCUCGUACAUGUACAUGUGCUCCCCUUUUUCAUAUCUGUGACAAACAUCGUCUUGUAUUCACUAGAGACCCUCGAGAUAUUGUACUGUGGUGACCUCCAGGAGGUAUUCCCUUUGGACUCUGAGCUUGAAGGGGAGGAUGUAGUUGAAGUACCCAAUUUGAGGCACAUCCACCUGCAUGAGCUCCCCAGUUUGCAGCGAAUCUGUGGGCGUAGGAUGUCUUCUCCUAACCUUGAGACCAUCAAGGUUAGGGGAUGCUGGAGCCUCAGGCGUCUGCCGGCCGUCGGUCGCGACACAAGGCCACCCAAGGUGGACUGCGAGAAGGAAUGGUGGGACAAUUUAGAGUGGGACGGGCUGAAGGAGCACCACCAUCCUUCCCUCUAUGAGCCGACACACUCUCUGUACUACAAGGCCCAGCUUCCCAGAGUCAGCCUACUCAGGUGA
Molecule: messenger RNA, 3229 nt
Organism: Lolium rigidum
Lineage: Eukaryota; Viridiplantae; Streptophyta; Magnoliopsida; Poales; Poaceae
Exons: 3
Coding region: 251-3229 (992 amino acids)
Source: RefSeq, a predicted model, not a curated record